Messenger RNA from Benincasa hispida (wax gourd), 2163 nucleotides. RefSeq names its product laccase-12-like. The record is from RefSeq and is a predicted model, not a curated record. Gene Ontology annotation, cellular component: apoplast. Gene Ontology annotation, molecular function: hydroquinone:oxygen oxidoreductase activity; copper ion binding. NCBI's taxonomy places the organism in Eukaryota, Viridiplantae, Streptophyta, Magnoliopsida, Cucurbitales, Cucurbitaceae. Gene Ontology annotation, biological process: lignin catabolic process.
ACUUUUCAAUAAUGUUGAACUAUGUAUUUUGUUUCCUCUCUUAAUCUUUUUUCAUUUUUGUCCCAAAUAUCAAUACCUAAUCUGCCAAACUCAAAACCAACUUCUUUUUUCUCAAUUCUCCUCUUAUAUUUUUCUCCCUAUAUAAACUCAAACUCCUCCAAGCUUCUCUUCAUAUCCCUCUCUACAUUUUUAACCAAAUUAAAAACAUACAUUUGGCGCUAUGGCCGCGGCAUCAUCGCUCACUGCCACUCUAUCUCAUUAUUUCUUUGGAGUUUUGCUUCUGUUGGCUUCGGCGGCCUUGUGCUUGGCCCACCCACAAACACAUCGCCAUCAAUUUAUUAUUCAAGCUACACCAGUGAAGAGGCUGUGCAAAACCCAUAAUGCCAUUACGGUGAAUGGGCAGUUCCCUGGACCGACCUUGGAGAUCAGCAAUGGUGAUACUCUCAUUGUCACUGUCAUCAACAAAGCCAAGUACAACGUUACUAUUCAUUGGCAUGGAAUUAGGCAGUUAAGAACUGGGUGGGCUGAUGGACCGGAGUUCGUGACUCAGUGCCCAAUCAGACCUGGAGGAAGCUAUACUUACAGGUUUACCGUACAAGGACAAGAAGGGACUCUAUGGUGGCAUGCUCAUAGCUCGUGGCUUCGGUCUACAGUUUAUGGGGCGUUGAUCAUACGCCCAAGAGAGGGAGAUUCGUACCCUUUCCCAAAACCAAACCGCGAAACAACACUACUAAUGGGCGAAUGGUGGGAUGCAAACCCUAUUGACGUGGUGAGACAAGCCACGAGAACAGGAGCAGCUCCUAAUGUUUCCGAUGCUUACACUUUCAAUGGUCAACCUGGUGACCUCUAUAAAUGCUCUAACAAAGAUACGAUAAUCGUGCCCAUAGAUUCCGGCGAGACCAAUUUACUGAGAGUGGUAAACUCCGCCUUGAAUCAGGCACUGUUUUUCACGGUGGCUAACCACAAGCUGACGGUGGUCGGAGCCGACGCCUCAUACACAAAGCCCUUCACCACCUCUGUUCUAAUGCUAGGCCCUGGCCAAACCACCGACGUUUUAAUCUCCGGCAACCAAGCUCCUUCCCGGUACUACAUAGCCGCACGCGCUUACCAAAGCGCCCAAAACGCACCGUUUGGCAACACCACCACAACCGCCAUUCUCGACUACAAAUCCGCCCCUUGCCCCGCCAAGAAAGGCGCCCCCUCCAUCAAACCAAUCAUGCCUUUUCUCCCUGCCUUCAACGACACCGCCACCGUAACCGCCUUCAGUCGGAAAUUCCGCAGCCCAAGACCGGUCCCAGUCCCGACCAAAAUCGACGAAAAUCUAUUCUUCACCGUUGGCUUAGGACUCAAUAAUUGCCCACCUAAUUUCAAACCCAGCCAAUGCCAGGGCCCCAACGGCACUCGAUUCACGGCCAGUAUGAACAAUGUCUCCUUUGUUCUUCCUUCGAACAUCUCGAUUCUUCAAGCCUUCCAACAGGGGAUUCCCGGCGUCGUUACCUCUGAUUUCCCGGCUAACCCACCGGUGAAAUUCGAUUACACCGGCAACGUUAGCCGAUCGCUUUUUCAACCUGUACCCGGUACUAAAGGGUAUAGAUUGAAAUAUGGGUCGACUGUACAAGUUGUGUUGCAGGACACUAGUAUUGUAACGCCCGAAAAUCACCCGAUUCAUCUCCACGGUUACGAUUUUUACAUUAUCGCCGAGGGAUUCGGGAAUUUCAACCCGACAACCGAUACUAAAAAAUUCAACCUGGUUGACCCUCCUCUUAGAAACACUGUGGCUGUCCCUGUCAAUGGUUGGGCCGUCAUUCGAUUCGUCGCCGAUAACCCAGGUGCUUGGAUAAUGCAUUGUCACUUAGACGUGCAUAUCACGUGGGGGCUGGCGAUGGUGUUUCUGGUGGAUAAUGGAGUUGGACAAUUGCAGUCAAUAGAGGCUCCGCCGCCGGAUCUUCCCAUAUGCUAAGAUCUGAAUAAUAACAGCAUCAAUCUUUUUAGUUUAUAUAUUAUACCAAUUUAAAUGUUUUUUUUUUGUAGCUUUUAAUUCAAAUUAGUUUGUGAGUUUUUCUUAUUUUCUUGGUAUUGUUUCCCCUGCAUUAGGGGUAUAGAAUAUGCUCUGUUUCAUUGUUCUUUUUCAUUAUAUAAAGUGGUUAUUUCGAUUACCAAAUA